Messenger RNA from Grammomys surdaster, 778 nucleotides. RefSeq names its product zinc finger protein 280D-like. The transcript has 6 exons. The record is from RefSeq and is a predicted model, not a curated record. NCBI's taxonomy places the organism in Eukaryota, Metazoa, Chordata, Mammalia, Rodentia, Muridae. Bases 1 to 777 code for a protein of 258 amino acids.
AUGGCAGAACUGUUUAUGGAAUGUGAAGAAGAGGAGCUAGAGCCAUGGCAGAAGAAAGUGAAAGAAGUUGAAGAGGAUGAUGAUGAUGAGCCCAUCUUUGUUGCGGAGAUAGCAAGUUCAAAACCAGCUAUUUCAAAUAUUUUGAACAGAGUUAACCCCAGCUCUCAUUCAAGAGGAAUAAAGAAUGGUAUACUUAAUCGAGGUUUUACUGCUUCAUUCAAGCCUACAAGUCAACGCUGCCUGAAUUCAACAUCAAAUCCUGUGACUGCCUUGCCAGUACAUUUUCAUCCUGAAUCUAGAUCUUCAGAUAGCUCUGUUAUUGUUCAGCCAUUUUCUAAACCUGGUUAUGUAACAAAUUCACCACGAGUUCUGUCUAAUAACUCUUCAGAGUUACUGUUUGACUUGACCCAAGAUACAGGAUUAUCACAUUACCAGGGGGGACCAACACUUUCUAUUGCAGGUUUGAAUGAAACUUCAUUUUUAUCAAAACGACCUUCUGAUUCUGACAUAAGCAGUGUUAACCCCAAAAAGCCUAAACCCAGUGAAAAUAUUUCUGGAACAGAUGCCUCUUCUGUUGUCUCUUCAGAAAAGUCUCCAUCAGUGAUGUCUCUCCAAGUGGUGCCAUCGCAAGGUAUAAAUUGCUCAUCAAAUCAAUCUAAGAAUGGAACAACUUUUCCAAGAGCAUGUCCCAAGUGUAAUAUUCACUUCAAUCUUUUGGAUCCUCUGAAAAACCACAUGACGGUAAAUCUUUUCCAAAAUCUAAUUUUGAAAGUUUGAA